AUGAGUGAACAUUCAAUUGAGAGUGGUGAACCACUUGAUGAUGACGACUAUGGCUCACCUUAUUACGAUAAUUAUAACACUGAUGAAUUUCUAAAUGAUGAUGAUUAUGACGAUCCGAACAAUAAUACGUGCUGGGGUGAUGCAGAGCAAUUUGUUUAUUUUAUUUCUACUUUAUCAGAAAUGAAAACACGUUUAAAGCAGAUUCUAAAUGAAUUAUCACAACAAUUAAAUCUUGAACCAUCUAUAGUUGAAUUAUUGUUAUUUCUUCGUCAUUGGGAUAUAAACAGUAUACUAACAGAUUACAGACUACGAUCACAUUUAUUGCUGGAAGAAGCUCGAAUUCAACCAAAACACCAUGAUGUUAUAUUUAAAUCGAACAACCACUCAUCAUCAUCCCCACAAUCAACGUCAUUAACGUGUAUGAUUUGUAUGAAAUCUUACCUAAAUAAAAAUGAUUUUGAAUCACUAGCAUGUAAACAUUUAUUUUGUCACGAUUGUUGGUGUCAAUAUAUAGAUAUGAAAUUCAAAAAUGGCCACUGCAUGAACAUAGAGUGUAUGAAAUGUGACAUACGUGUACCACAUAAUUUUGUUCUUCAACAUUUACUAUCAGAUGAUGCAAAAGAACUAUAUGAAAAAUUAACAUUAAAACAAUUGUUCGAUAGUAAUCCACAGUUAACAUUUUGUCCAGGAACAUGUGAACGUAUAUUUGAAGUAAAAGAUAAACGAUUAUCGGGAAGAGUUGAUUGUGAAUUAUGUGGAUUAAAAUUUUGCUUUCAGUGUAAACUUGACUAUCACGCUCCAGCUAGUUGUGAUAUAAUGAAAAAUUGGUUGACAAAAUGUCGGGAUGACUCUGAAACAGCAAAUUACAUGUUUGCAAAUACGAAAGAUUGUCCGAAGUGUCGCGUGUGCAUAGAGAAAAAUGGCGGAUGUAACCAUAUGUCUUGUUUUUCGUGUAAUCAUCAUUUUUGUUGGAUGUGCCUUGGAGAUUGGAAAUCUCAUGAAAAUAAUUAUUAUGAAUGUAGUAAAUAUCGUGGUCAGCCACAAUCUCAAUUAGAAAGUGAACAAAGUCGAGCACGUGAAGCGCUAAAGAAAUAUUUACAUUAUUUUGAACGUUGGGAUAAUCAUGAACGAAGUUUAAAGUUAGAAGAACAAACAAGAAGUAAAUUGUUAGAAAAAAUUGAUAAUAAUAUUAAUUCACAAAUUGGUACAUACAUUGAUUGGCAAUAUUUAGAGCAAGCAGCUGAUUCAUUAGCCAAAGCUCGUUAUACGCUUAUGUACACUUAUCCUUAUGCGUACUAUCUUGAAGAUACUGUAGAUCGAACUUUGUUUGAAAAUAUUCAAGCCCAAUUAGAAGUUGAAAUUGAAAAUCUAUCCUAUCAAAUUGAACGAGCCACGUCACAUAAUCGAGGCGAUAUUGAAAAUCAACGACAUAUUGUUGAAAGACGUCGUCAAACAUUACUUGUUAAAUAUUUUCCAAAAUGA
Didymodactylos carnosus is the source of this 1482-nucleotide messenger RNA. The record is from the annotation of a GenBank genome assembly. NCBI's taxonomy places the organism in Eukaryota, Metazoa, Rotifera, Eurotatoria, Philodinida, Philodinidae.